UUAGACCAAAAUUACUGUUGUAAAUCAAAUGAGCCAAUUCUUCCUAUAGUACAAAAAGCACAGUUUUACUCAAUGUUUAUAUAUUUUGAUAACGAUACAUUGCAUGGGUAAAUUUAGUGAGUACUUUAAAAGGUAGAUCUUUAUUUUUGAGUGUGAUCAUUUCAUCUGGUAACUGAUGAUGACACUCACCUCUUACUUACGUAUUUACGUACACUUGACGUCUGACAUCAUCUGUAGAACGACACAUGGGGCAUUGCUACGGAAGAGUUGAAAAAGUAGUAUUUCACUCUAUUUUCAGAAAUAUUUAUGAGUGAUAUAGUCAAAUAAAUCAUACAGGAUAUUGAUUAUAUUGAACCAGAACCAUGAUCAGUUACUGCUUCAUUACUAUAUUCGCUGUGCUGAUAAACAAAGUGUGUCUGCAGGUCACAGUAGAGGCUGUUAUUGGUGGUUCUGUUGUCCUGCAGUGUUCCUCAGCUGAACAUGAUUAUAAACCUCAAGACAUUGAUGUGAGCUGGAGACACAAUGGGAGCAAAAUUGUAUUUGAUAUAAUUCCACUCAGAAAUUCACCAAUGACACAGGAUCCAGAGUACAAGAACCGAAUUGAAACUUUCCCUCAAGAGUAUCUGAGAGGAAAUUUCUCCAUCAAACUCAUCAAUCUUCAACAUACUGAUGCAGGACAAUACAUUUGUUAUAUGAAAAACUCAAAUAAAUAUCAGACUCUAAAGCUGAUCAUCAGUGAACAGGAGGGAAAGGGGCCGCGACUGUCUUUGCUCUUGGCUUGUAUUAUAUCACCUGUGUUAUUGGUUAUUAUUUUCAUUGCAGUUUUCUUUAUAAAAAGGUGCUCAAGCAGCCAGAGGGAAACUGGAAAUGGCCAAUCUUGAAUCAGUAUGAAUCAGGCUGAUGAAGAAGAUCAUGAUGAAAAAGUUGCUAAAUACCAUUACUUUCUUGCAGCAAUGGCAGGAGCAUUUGUAUUAAACAUGGAAGCAUAAAGUAUCUGCCUUCUCUCUUUUUUCAUCUUGUAAUUUAAAUAUUGUUAAGACAUAUGCACACAAGUUCUGUGAUUAUAAACAACUCCACAAAAGCAUUUCCAGCUUCAAUUGUUACUAACCAGAUUUACUUUAUGUCCCACAUCUACAGAAGUUCUUGUUUAAAACAUGUUUUGUGUAAUUAAUCCAUUCACAGAUCUCACUGUCAAAACACUGAUCACCAUGAUGAUGACAUGAAACAUACAAUUUUCAACAAGACGUCAACAUCCAAAUCUCUGUUAAUUCUCAGUAAUUAUUUCUGUAAUUAUUUUCUUGUGUGACAGAAAUAAAGUCGUUCUGGUUAGUAAUAACUGAAGUUGGGAAUACUGUUUCCUUCUCAGUUCUCGGUUCCUAGAAUGUCACAUUUUAAAUCAAAAUUAAGUUGAAUGUUUGAGAAAUAUCAUACAGUUUUAAAAAAUUUCAUCGAACGUCAGGACAUAUUUUAUGUUUCUAGAACAAACACUGAAUAUUUUGAGAAUGUUCCUAUAACAAAAUUAUGUUAGCUGUGAUCCUACGCUUGAUUUAUACUGUGUUCUUCAAUAAAAACAAUUUA
Molecule: messenger RNA, 1578 nt
Organism: Carassius gibelio (silver crucian carp)
Lineage: Eukaryota; Metazoa; Chordata; Actinopteri; Cypriniformes; Cyprinidae
Product: CD276 antigen homolog
Exons: 4
Coding region: 363-881 (172 amino acids)
Biological process (GO): T cell costimulation; positive regulation of T cell proliferation; immune response
Cellular component (GO): external side of plasma membrane
Source: RefSeq, a predicted model, not a curated record